UAUGAACUUCCUUUGUUUCAGAUUAUUUUUCUUACUCUGACUAUUGCUACUUACAAUGCCAAAAGUACGCCGUACAAGAAAGAAGCGUCCAGAUGGCUGGGAGUUAAUUGAACCAACACUGGAAGAAUUGGAUCAAAAAAUGAAAGAGGCUGAGCGUGAGAGUCAUGAAGGGAAGCGUCAAGUUGAAGCUCUCUGGCCAAUAUUCCGAAUUCACCAUCAGCGCUCCCGUUACAUCUAUGAUUUGUAUUACAGAAGAAAGGCCAUUUCCCGGGAGCUGUAUGACUACUGUCUCAAGGAGCGCAUAGCUGACCAGAACCUCAUUGCCAAAUGGAGAAAGCAAGGCUAUGAGAACCUCUGCUGUCUCCGCUGCAUCCAGGCCCGUGACACAAAUUUUGGCACUAACUGCGUCUGCAGGGUUCCUAAGAGCAAGCUAGAGGAGGGCAAGAUAGUGGAAUGUGUCCACUGUGGGUGCCGUGGAUGCUCUGGUUGACACGCAUCUCUUGUAUCACACAAGAGAGGGACAGCUCUGGGCUACGUUCUGAAUGAAUUUCUUCGUUCGUUUGAUUGCUUGGAAGAAAUGAUAUUGUAGGGGUGUUAUUGCUGUCAGCCCAACACCCAAUAUUGUUGGAUGUUAUUGCUAUCAGCCCAACACCCAAUAUUGCUGGGUGUUAUAGCUAUCAGCCCAACACCCAAUAUUGUUGGGGUGUUAUUGUUAUCAGCCCAACGCCCAAUAUUGCUGGGGUGUUAUUGUUAUCAGCCCAACACCCAAUAUUGUUGGGUGUUAUUGCUGUCAGUUUAACACCCAAUAUUGUUGGGGUGUUAUUUUUGUCAGCCCAGCACCCAAUAUUGCUGGGUGUUUUUGCUAUCAGCCUAACUCAGAGUUGUGAGGCUAGAGUUGUAAGUCCCUUGACAACUUUGUCUGACGCACGUAGCUCACAGCACAUCCGAAAGAGAAGGUAGCUAAUGGACAUUGCUAUUCAAUUCACGAAUUGUUUUAGAUGCAUAAUUAAUAGAAGAAAAGUUUUAAAUUUUAGCUAUUAAUUCUGACAGGAUAUGAGUAAUAAUUUUGUGUUACCUAUACAGACUGCAGUACGCGUAAUUGCAAGACUCGAAUCCAAGAGUAUGGUUUAAGUUGAAAAUUUCGACUUGAAACGGGUCAAGUAAUUUAAUGGUAUUUAAAAAUUGACGAGGUAAUUUUUAAGUCUCGAAAAUGGCAUUGAUCUAUUAACGAGCUGACUGCUGAUUCUCUAUUCGUACUUGAUAUUAGAGCGCACUACUAUCUGCAAUAAACUAUCCUGAAAAUUAACUUGCUGUAUAAAAAUGAAAGAAAUAUUUCUUAAUUCUGACUGACUGCCAGCCACUUUUUCCGCAUUAAACCAAAUCAGUUGAUUGCCGAGUUAAAUUCCUUGUAUAUUAUUAACGUUGAACACAUCGCCCUAAGCACAUCUCUCGACAGGUACUUUAGCUUGGAAGCUAAACUUUUUUCAAUGUAAAAACACUAACAAUCUCAUUAUAUGAAGCUACUGGGGUAUCGUGUAACCAACCAAAAAACUCGAUAAAUUUUUCUUAUGGAUGUAUGAUUUUCUAAAUUUUCUGUUUGAUUUGGAACGCUAUCUGUGGUGCUGAAGAACUGGAUUAGUUUGGACAACUCACAGUAGUGCUUUCCAAUCCACUACUCUUGGGCUUCUGCCGGCCUCGUUAUUUUAACCUCAUUCUUGUUGCCAUUCUCCUGACGACUAAUAAAGUUACUUUUUUUCUCGGAAUAUAAUAUUGUUAGCUCAGCCAUAAUGUGACUUCAUGCGAAGCUCGUCGUGAAAAGCUGACAAGAACAACUUGUGAAUCAAAAGUGUCCUGGCUCUCAAACAUCAAUUUCUUGCCAUGUGAGGCCCUCUAACGAAUAAAGGUUUAGAAUCUCUGAACUAGAGAUUAUUGAGGUGUGCAUUGAAAAUUGAUUACAUAUUCCGCUGAUCUCAUUCCUAGGUCUUAGUCAUUUCCAUUAGUGGCAAACCAAUUUUUUUCGGUAUAUUUUGAAUUAGGUAUUAAUCCCUUGAGGUUGGCAAAGUUCUUUCAUGCCAAGAAGUUGGUCUUUGGUCAUUCACAAUUUGAGAAUCGACUCGUUUACUAGUUGAUUCAGAAGGACUGAGGUCAGGAAAACUAGAACUGUCCUAAGGUCAGGAAAACAGAAGAGCAGAGAUUGAAGAAGAGCAGAAGAUUGUUUUAGAAGAGCAGAGAUUGUUUUUCCUAUUCUUGAUCUCUUAAGUCUUCUGUAACUGGAUAGUUGAUGUCCCUAUGGUAGUCUUAAUUCUUAAUAAAAGUGCUAUUUAU
This is a messenger RNA of Hyalella azteca, 2325 nucleotides long. It is a transcript of the gene l(1)10Bb, whose product is annotated as protein BUD31 homolog. Gene Ontology annotation, biological process: mRNA splicing, via spliceosome. Gene Ontology annotation, cellular component: nucleus; spliceosomal complex. The transcript is spliced from 4 exons. The record is from RefSeq and is a predicted model, not a curated record. Lineage: Eukaryota; Metazoa; Arthropoda; Malacostraca; Amphipoda; Hyalellidae. Bases 56 to 490 code for a protein of 144 amino acids.